CGAGAUCUUUCCCGUACCGAGCUGGCUGUAGCGGCCGUUGGGAACCAGCGCACGCAGCACGAUGGAGUACAUGACGGAAGCCACCGACCGCACCCCCGGACACAUCUUGUGCUGCGAAUGUGGUGUUGUAAUUAGUCCAAAUCCUGCCAAUAUUUGUGUGGCCUGUUUGCGAAGUAAAGUCGACAUCAGCCAAGGCAUUCCAAAGCAGGUCUCUAUAUCUUUCUGCAAACAAUGUCAAAGAUAUUUCCAGCCACCAGGAACUUGGAUACAAUGUGCACUAGAAUCCAGGGAACUUCUUGCUUUGUGUUUGAAAAAAAUCAAAGCCCCUCUGAGUAAGGUCCGGCUUGUAGAUGCAGGCUUUGUUUGGACUGAGCCCCAUUCUAAGAGACUUAAAGUGAAACUAACUAUUCAGAAAGAGGUGAUGAAUGGUGCUAUCCUUCAGCAAGUGUUCGUGGUGGAUUAUGUUGUUCAGCCUCAGAUGUGUGGAGAUUGCCAUAGAGUAGAAGCUAAGGAUUUCUGGAAGGCUGUGGUUCAAGUUAGGCAAAAGACUUUGCACAAAAAAACUUUCUACUAUCUGGAACAGUUAAUUUUGAAAUAUGGAAUGCAUCAGAAUACACUUCGUAUCAAAGAGAUUCAUGAUGGACUGGAUUUCUAUUAUUCUUCAAAGCAGCAUGCUCAGAAGAUGGUGGAAUUUCUUCAGUGUACAGUCCCCUGCAGGUACAAAGCCUCACAGAGACUGAUCUCUCAGGAUAUCCACAGUAAUACAUGCAAUUACAAAAGCACUUAUUCUGUGGACAUUGUUCCAAUAUGCAAGGAUAAUGUUGUCUGUCUGUCUCCAAAACUGGCACAAAGCCUGGGAAAUAUGAACCAGAUUUGUGUGUGUAUUCGCGUAACCAGCGCCAUCCAUCUCAUAGAUCCAAAUACUCUACAAGUUGCAGAUAUUGAUGGGAGCACUUUCUGGAGUCACCCUUUCAAUAGUUUAUGCCAUCCCAAACAGCUGGAGGAGUUUAUUGUGAUGGAAUGCAGCAUAGUCCGAGAUCUAAAACGCAAAGCAGGUGCUGGGAUGAUAUCAAAAAAGCAUACCCUUGGGGAAGUCUGGGUACAGAAAACAUCUGAAAUGAAUACAGAUAAACAGUAUUUUUGUCGCACUCAUUUGGGACAUCUUCUGAAUCCUGGAGACCUGGUUUUGGGGUUUGAUUUGGCAAACUGUAACUUAAAUGAUGAGCAUGUCAACAAAAUGAACUCAGAUAGAGUCCCAGAUGUGGUAUUAAUCAAGAAGAGCUAUGAUCGUACCAAACGUCAGCGUCGUAGAAACUGGAAACUGAAAGAGCUUGCAAGGGAUAGAGAAAACAUGGAUACAGAUGAUGAAAGGCAAUACCAAGAUUUCCUUGAAGAUCUUGAAGAAGAUGAGGCAAUUAGAAAAAAUGUAAACAUUUACAGAGAUUCAACUAUUGCUGUGGAAGGUGACACGGAUGAUGAAGGAGCACCUCGAAUUAGUCUGGCUGAGAUGCUUGAAGACCUUCACAUUUCUCAAGAUGCUACUGGUGAAGAAGGUGAAUCGAUGAUGACAUAAUGAGAUCAUGUUGUAGAUGUUUUGUGCAUCUGUAGGCUAGCAUGUUGGACAAAGUAACCUUUUCUAUUUAUCUAUACUACCAUAUUUAGAGAGGAGAAAUUUAGUUUUAAACCUGAAUAAAUAUGAUUAUUUUGAUUGCCCACUUAAAGCACUGAAAAAGAUUGAUGGCUUUGAAAUUUUAGAUAACAAAAGAUAAUGGAGAAUAUUCUUACUGAUAUUUAGGCCAUUUUACAUGUAGGAUUUUAUUGGUUUGCUUUCUAUCUUAGACACAAGUAUUUUCACAUAACAUUAGAGCUGGAUUUAAAAGCUUAAAAAUUGUGAUUCAUUGGAGGUUACCUAAAUCUGCACGCACAAAACAAGCUUUUACAUUCUUUUUAUAUUGAUUGCUUCAGUAAAAGAGCAUAUGA
This is a messenger RNA of Molossus molossus (Pallas's mastiff bat), 1980 nucleotides long. RefSeq names its product NMD3 ribosome export adaptor (gene NMD3). Gene Ontology annotation, biological process: ribosomal large subunit export from nucleus. Gene Ontology annotation, cellular component: cytoplasm; nucleus. Bases 62 to 1573 code for a protein of 503 amino acids. Gene Ontology annotation, molecular function: ribosomal large subunit binding. NCBI's taxonomy places the organism in Eukaryota, Metazoa, Chordata, Mammalia, Chiroptera, Molossidae. The transcript is spliced from 16 exons. The record is from RefSeq and is a predicted model, not a curated record.